AUGGCCGGCUCUAUCGGCAUCCCACAACUCAUCCUCUGCGCCAUCGUCGCAGUCUUGUUCUACAGAUAUGUGCUUUCGCCGUCCCAGACUCCCGGUGCUUCUGGGUCGGCUAGCAGGCGUCGGCCCAGGGCGGCCGUUUCCCAAAAUGACAUUGAAUCGGUGAGGGUGAUGUUCCCGCAAAUCAGCGUGGCUGCCAUACGUUGGGAUCUGGAAAAGAACGGCAGCAGUGUAUCUGCAACAACAGAGAAGAUCUUGAAUGAUGGGUUCCUGCCAGAGCCGCCAGCUUCAGCAGUCCGCCAAACCCCAUCGCCGCUUCCUUCUAGUCCACUCGGAGGGACUGGCUUGUCACAAGCACCGGUUCCUCCGCUUCCGUCUUCGGUAGCGACUACGCUUGGCCACAGCGAUCUUAUUACUCGGUACAGCCUACACCUAAGACUGGAGAGCUACCGACCCGACGGUUCCACGGUGCAAUUGAGUCCUUCGCCGAAAAAGAACGACAAGGCUAGUUUAUUUAUCAGAGGCCGUGAAAGAAGAGAUUUGAUGAUCUUGGAAGCCCGCAAGAAGAUGGAAGCCAUGCUAAGACGGUGA
Molecule: messenger RNA, 588 nt
Organism: Orbilia oligospora ATCC 24927
Lineage: Eukaryota; Fungi; Ascomycota; Orbiliomycetes; Orbiliales; Orbiliaceae
Exons: 2
Coding region: 1-588 (195 amino acids)
Molecular function (GO): ubiquitin binding
Source: RefSeq, a predicted model, not a curated record